GUUCCCUUAAAUUCCCAUUCGGUCUUUCUCUCUGGUUUCGGUCACUAUCGCGAGUCUACAACACUGGGUUUUGAUUAAUGUUGUUUACAAUGGAUCCCGAGGUGGCUGUCGAAGAAAACGCAGCGUUUGAGCCUUCUCCAACGGUGGGGGAGAAACGGGGGAUCGAGAACGGGGAUGUUUCCGCGUCGAAGAAGCAACGGUGCGGCGGGGGAUUAAUGAGGCUGGCUGAGAUUGUGCUGGUGCUGUCGACGAUGGAGAAGAUGAGGGGAGGAGGUAGGGAUCCUACACCGGCUGAGAUGGCGUUGAUGGCGGAGGCGCGUGAGACAUUGGCGGAGAUUUGCGGGGAGAAGGCGCCGAAGUAUAUUGUCGGGAGGGAGGCGAUAUGGAAUGUGAUUGAAGAGUUGGGAUUUAAUUCCAAGCUCAAAGAGCAUAGAUUAAGGUUUAGGGGUAUGGGAAUGUCGCUUUCUCAGAAGGUUUUGCUUGCUAAAAUGAAGUUGGAAGAACCCAAGAAAUUCACUACACCUGCUACAUAUACAUCUCAGUCAGUGCAAAAUAGUGUUGGUGGAUCAGCUGAAAACCAUGGAGGGACACAUGCAGUUCGCAUUUUACCAUCAGAUCGACCAAUUCAUGCAACUGUGUCUUCUGUUACAGCAGCAGGUUCAACUCCAUUACAGCAUCAAUUGCCCACCGGAGACGUAAAAAUGGCUACAAUGUCUGCUUGGGCUACCGGGUGGCCAUCUAGGAAAUUCGUCUUCGUUUCCGUAUCCCAGGGUUGAGAGACCACAAAUUAAGUUGGAUGGAGGAUCAAACGUGGCUUCUUAUGUUUCCUAUCCACCAGCUAAUUCUUCAGCAAUCCAUUCACUCGCAAAUGCUCCUUCUUGGUCUAUGCAAGCUCAACCUGCAGCAUUAGCUAAAUCUGGGCAAGAGAACAAGGUUUUGACUCAUCAUCCGACCAAGGUUGAAGGAAGUACUGGUUCAACUACGGCACAGAUGACUUCUCAAGCAGUGAGAGAUCAAACUUUUAGACCAUUCAUCUCUCAAACUGCGUCUGGAACUUUUCCAAGUGUGCACCAGCCCGUGCAAGCAUAGUUGUAAAAAGCGCGUCUGAGGCGCAAAAGCGCAGAGGCUCACUGGACGGGGCUUUUUCAACAAUGAAGCGAGGCACGUAGCCUAGGCGCAACGAGGCUAUGA
Hibiscus syriacus is the source of this 1191-nucleotide messenger RNA. RefSeq lists its product as uncharacterized. The record is from RefSeq and is a predicted model, not a curated record. The transcript has 3 exons. Bases 78 to 776 code for a protein of 232 amino acids. NCBI's taxonomy places the organism in Eukaryota, Viridiplantae, Streptophyta, Magnoliopsida, Malvales, Malvaceae.